AGGCCAAGUAUGGUGGUUUCGCAUUCGUUUCAUAUCCUUGUGAAUCCUGAUAUUUUCAUGUCCGUGUGAAAAUUUCCUUGCGUUGACAAAAGUUUUUUCAUCGAUUAUCAUGUUCAAGAGACACAACAAGUUAUAUGAUUGUCAUUAUCCUCGUUGGCUCGAAAUCCACCACAAACUUUGAUCAAGAAAGCCGAAUUCCUCUCUCGGUUGCCACCAAAAGAAGCACAGAUGAUCGACAAGGUACAAUUGAUGCUAAACAAGUUCAUGACGAGGUUGAUGAAGUUUCAAAUGCAAAGAAAUCCCUUGGUAAUCACAAUGUAGGAAGCAAUGAAGCCGAGAACGAUGAGGAAGAAGAGAAUGAAGAUGAUGAUGAACUGAGAAGAAGAGUAGAAGAAUUCAUUGAAAAGGUCAAUAGAGGAUGGAAGGCAGAAAUGUUGAUAACUCGACAAUUAGUUUCAAUUUGAAUAUCUGUACAAGCUUUAUUUGAUAGAUAAAGCUAUAAACUUAUUUUAUUUUAUUUUAUUUUUUAUCUAACUUAAUAGAGGCUAAAUGUUCUUAGAAUUGUUGCUCUAGGAUAGUAAAAAACUAGGAUAUUUUUAUGUCAAAGUUUUGAAUUGCUC
This is a messenger RNA of Ziziphus jujuba (common jujube), 620 nucleotides long. RefSeq lists its product as uncharacterized. Lineage: Eukaryota; Viridiplantae; Streptophyta; Magnoliopsida; Rosales; Rhamnaceae. The transcript is spliced from 2 exons. The coding region runs from base 135 to 464 and encodes 109 amino acids. The record is from RefSeq and is a predicted model, not a curated record.